AUGAUAAAUGGUCUACUUAAAAUUUUAUAUCUGUUCAUUAUACUAACUUUAUAUCAUAUAAAGAUUGUUUUAUCAAAUGUGUUGGAUCUAAGGGACAUUUCCAGUUCAGGCUUUGAAGUAGCACAGACACAUGAAAGUGGAAUGAUAAAGACAAUAGUACUCUCAUCACCGGAUAGACAAAUAACAGAAGUUCGUCAAGGGAGAGAAUUAGUUUGGAUGGGUCAUCCAGGUGAAUCUGUUAAGUGCCUUACUCACACGACGUUUAUGCGUUAUAAAAAAGCACUCGUUACAAUGGAAAUCAACAAUCCUGUUAAACAUGAUGUGUUUUAUCUUUAUAAUUAUUUUUCUCACUAUGUAUAUACUAGUAAGGAUAUCUAUGAUGAAAAAUUUAGAAAAUAUUCUAAGCCUCCAAAGUAUUUAAAGAAACUCAUCAAACCAAAAGCCGAUAUUGAUGAUACUAAAAAUCCUAAGAAGAUUGAGAAACUCGGCAAACAUAAGGGUGUUGUUUAUGAUACUGAACCCCCUAAAAAACGUGGAAGAUCCAGUAAAAGCAAGGGUGAUAUUGAUAAUACUAAAAAACCUAAAACCCCAAGAAAACAUAAUAAGAAAAACGAUAUUGUUACAAAUAAGAAAAUCAGAGAGCGUAAGAAAAAAACUGAUGUAUCAUCUCAACCUGUUUCUAGUAUAUUAUCAAGUGAAGAAAGGGAACAGGAGGAACCUCUAGAUCUAAGUAUUAAACAAAAAUCUAAACAACCUGGAUCAACUGAAGAUCAACCAUUAAUACCUGAAAACAUUCAUAUUGAAAUUUCGGAUAGUGAGGACAUUACUGAACAGCUCGAGCCUGUUGAUCUGAGUUCUAAAUCAGGACUUCAGCCUGAAACCAUUAGAGUGGAACUGAUAUCAGAUGAUGAGAAAAUUGAAGAAUUAUCUAAAACAACUGAUCAACUGAUUGACUCAUUUGGUACAUUGAGUGAACCACUUACUCACCCUCCACCAACUGAACCUCAAAGUCGAGUAGAAAUGGAAUCAAAUAAAGAUACCCAAAUAGAAGAGCCAACUGAGGAACAAAGGAAACAACAGAGAAAAUUUUUGAUGGAGAGGUUAAGAAAUAAAAUUCAACAGAGAAUACAAGAAAAAUCUAAACAAAGUCAGGUUCAACCUGAACCAUCAAUUGACUUAUUAAACGAACCACUAUUUGACGAAGAUGUGGAGAAGUUGUUGGAAAGUGAACUUUCUUCAACUGGAUUAUCACAUACUGAACUUGACUCAAUAUUAGAGGGCGCAACAGAAGAAAAUUAA
Messenger RNA from Theileria parva strain Muguga, 1299 nucleotides. RefSeq lists its product as uncharacterized. Bases 1 to 1299 code for a protein of 432 amino acids. The record is from RefSeq and is a predicted model, not a curated record. NCBI's taxonomy places the organism in Eukaryota, Apicomplexa, Aconoidasida, Piroplasmida, Theileriidae. The transcript has a single exon.